Molecule: messenger RNA, 429 nt
Organism: Propithecus coquereli (Coquerel's sifaka)
Lineage: Eukaryota; Metazoa; Chordata; Mammalia; Primates; Indriidae
Gene: LALBA
Product: lactalbumin, alpha-
Exons: 4
Coding region: 1-429 (142 amino acids)
Biological process (GO): lactose biosynthetic process
Molecular function (GO): calcium ion binding; lactose synthase activity
Source: RefSeq, a predicted model, not a curated record
AUGAUGUCCUUUGUCCCUUUGCUCCUAGUGGCCAUCCUGUUCCCUGCCAUACAGGCUGUUCAGUUCACGAAGUGUGAGAUGUUCCAUCUCCUGAAGGACAUGAAUGGCUAUAGAGAUUUCACUUUGCCUGAAUUGAUAUGUACUCUAUUUCAUGCCAGUGCUUAUGACACACAAGCCAUAGUCGAAAAUGAUGGAAGCACAGAAUAUGGACUCUUCCAGAUCAGUAAUAAGCACUGGUGUAGAAGCGACCAGAUCCCUGAGUCAAGGGACAUCUGUGGCAUCUCCUGUGACAAGUUCCUGGAUGAUGACCUCACUGAUGACAUAAUGUGCACCAAGAAGAUCCUGGACAUUAAAGGAAUUGACUACUGGUUGGCCCAUAAAGCACUCUGCACUGAUAAGCUGGAACAAUGGAACUGCGAGAAGUUGUGA